Molecule: messenger RNA, 1296 nt
Organism: Lottia gigantea (owl limpet)
Lineage: Eukaryota; Metazoa; Mollusca; Gastropoda; Lottiidae
Exons: 3
Cellular component (GO): plasma membrane; endoplasmic reticulum membrane; junctional membrane complex
Source: RefSeq, a predicted model, not a curated record
GGAGGGCGAUUCGAUUUUGAUGACGGAGGCACGUACUGUGGGGGCUGGGAGGAUGGCAAGGCCCACGGUCAUGGAGUGUGUACGGGUCCUAAAGGUAUGGGCGAAUAUGCUGGCGCCUGGCAAUACGGAUUUGAAGUUUCUGGAAUAUAUACCUGGCCCAGUGGAAAUAAAUAUAAGGGACAAUGGUUCCAGGGCAAGCGGCAUGGUCUAGGGACUGAAAAUAAGGGUCGAUGGAUUUAUCGUGGUGAGUGGACCCAGGGAUUUAAGGGCCGUUAUGGAGUGCGGGCUAGUACCACCUCAGGGGCCCGAUAUGAGGGAACUUGGACAACUGGCCUUCAAGACGGCUAUGGGUGUGAAACGUACGCCGAUGGAGGCACGUUUCAGGGUCAGUGGUUACGGGGAACUCGCCAUGGAUACGGCGUUAGAUCUAGUGUGCCUUACGGACUCGCCUCACAUUACCGUCCUAAAAAGAUUCGCGCCUCUCUCACGUCGAUACGUAGUGAGAACGAGGACGAACAAGUUGUGAAAAAUCGUGAUAAAAAACUUGACGAAAGUCGGGGAGGUUUCGUCCUAAAAGCUAGAAGUGACGAAACACCUCCAAGUCGACGCCGUUCCAUUUUCGACAAACAGGGUCGAUCUAGUUUGCGAAAAACGUUAAUGUCAGGAUUGAAGUUAAAGAAACAAAAAAGUACAGGGGAUAUUAAUGAUUCGCCAAAACGCCAAACGGGGUCGGUUCGUAGUACGAUUAGUAACAUUAGCCAUGUCAGUGCCGAUUCAACUCAGUCUGGAAUAACGAACGCUUCUGUAUAUACAGAUAGUAAUCUUAGUUUUGUUAGUCAAGACGAUAUCACUGAUGUUAACGUAACAGAAACGUAUAUGGGUGAAUGGAAAAACGACAAACGUUCCGGGUUCGGAAUAAGUGAACGGUCUGACGGAUUGAAAUACGAGGGAGAAUGGUACAACAACAAGAAAUACGGAUAUGGAGUUACGAUUUUUAAGGACGGAACUAAAGAAGAAGGAAAAUAUAAAAACAAUGUGCUUAUUUCAUCGGGCAAGAAAAAUAAAUUAUUCUUAAUUCGGACUUCAAAGUUACGUGAACGUGUGGAUAACGCUGUUUUGUCAGCUCAAAGGGCAGCGCAAAUUUCCUUACAGAAAGCAGAUAUUGCUAUCACGAGAAUGGCCAACGCACGAGCGAAAGCCGAACAAGCUGAUGCAGCCGGAGAUAAAGCCCAACAAGAUUGCGACGUGGCGAGGUUAAAAGCCAAAGAAUACGCUCCGGAAUUCCAUCAACCAGGU